AUGCUGCUGCUCGGUCUGGUGCUGCUGCUGCUGCCGGUCUCUGCCGCCGACCUCCCGGGGACGGGUCCGCCGCUCCGGGGGCCGGGGCUCGGCUUCUCUCCGCCGGUACCUGCCUCUGCCUCCGCCCCGCCGCUCCUCCUCCUUAUCCCGCAGCCCGGAGCGGAGCACCGGGCUCCCGGUGUCGCCUUGGCCCGAUCCGCGGCGGAGGAUCCGACCGGCCCCGCGGAGGAGGAGGAUGGGGGGCAGCAUCAUCACGGCGGCGGGUACCGGAUGGUCCAGUGGGAGUGGAGCUACGUCCAGACCCCGUUCAUCAUCGCCAUCUGGCUCCUGGUGGCCAGCGUGGCCAAGAUCUUGUUCCACUUCUCCCAGCGCUUCACCACCGUGGUUCCAGAGAGCUGCAUGCUGAUCCUGCUGGGCCUGGUCCUGGGCGGCAUCGUCCUCAUAGCCAAUAAGAAGCAGCUGUAUCAGCUGGAGCCCGCCCUCUUCUUCCUCUUCCUCCUGCCGACCAUCGUGGGCGACGCCGGGUACUUCAUGCCCGCCCGCCUCUUCUUCGACAACCUGGGGGCCAUCCUGACGUACGCCGUGGUCGGGACGCUGUGGAACGCCUUCUGCACCGGCUUCUGCCUGUACGCCGCCAAACUGCUGGGGGUCAUAGAUGAGCGUGUGCAGGCCGACCUCAUGGACUUCCUCCUGUUCGGAGCGUUGAUCUCGGCCGUGGACCCGGUGGCGGUGCUGGCCGUGUUCGAGGAGGUUCACAUCAACGACAUGCUCUUCAUCAUCGUGUUCGGAGAGUCACUGCUCAACGACGCCGUCACAGUGGUUUUAUAUAAAGUCUACAUUUCCUUCGUGGAGGUCGGAGUGGAGAACGUCCAGACGGCAGAUUACUUCAAAGGAGUCGCCUCCUUCCUCAUCGUCAGUAUCGGCGGGACUCUGGUGGGGCUGGUCUUUGCCGUCAUCCUGGGUUUCAUCACUCGCUUCACUAAGAAGGUCCGCAUCAUCGAGCCGCUCCUCGUGGUCCUGCUGGUCUACCUGGCCUACCUGACCGCCGAGCUCUUCUCGCUGUCCGCCAUCCUGUCAAUGACCUUCUGUGGCAUUGGAGCCAAUAAAUACGUGGAGGCCAACAUUUCCCAGAAGUCUCGGACCACGGUCAAGUACACGAUGAAGACUCUGGCCAGCAUCGCUGAAACCAUCAUCUUCAUCUUCUUGGGGAUCUCGGCCGUGGACAAGACCAAGUGGGCCUGGGACACGGGCCUGGUGACCUGCACCCUCAUCUUCAUCUUCGUCUUCAGAGCCAUGGGUGUGAUCGGUCAGACCUGGGUCCUCAACCGCUUCCGCCUCGUCCCAUUGGACAAGAUCGACCAGGUGGUGAUGUCGUACGGUGGCCUGCGGGGGGCGGUGGCGUUCGCUCUGGUGGUUCUGCUCGACGGAGAGCGCGUCAAGGCCAAGGACUACUUUGUCGCCACGACGAUCGUGGUGGUGUUUUUCACGGUCAUGUUCCAGGGCCUGACCAUCAAACCUCUGGUGAAUUGGCUCAAAGUUCCUCGUUCCACCAGCAGGAAGCCGACCAUCAACGAGGAGAUCCACGAGAGGGCCUUUGAUCACAUCCUGACGGCGGUGGAGGACAUCGCAGGACUGCAGGGAUACCACCACUGGAGAGACAAGUGGGAGCAGUUUGAUAAGAACUACCUGAGUAAGCUGCUGUUGAAGAAGUCUGUGUACAGGAAGAGCGAGCUGUGGGAGGCGUAUCAGAAGAUCAACAUCCGAGACGCCAUCAGCGUCAUCGACCAGGGUGGGAACCUGACCUCAGCCAGACUGUCUCUUCCCUCCAUGGCCUCCAGAGCCUCGUUUCCUGAAGUCACCAACGUCACCAACUACCUGCGUGAGAAUGGCAGCGGUGUGUGUCUGGACCUCCAGGCGAUCGAUAACGUCCCCGGAGCCAAAGUGGAGGAGGACUCGGAGACACAUCAUGUCCUCGCAGGAAACCUGUACAAACCCAGGAGACGGUAUCAGUCUCACUACAGUCGACACUUCAUGCCUCUGGGGGAGAAGGAGCGUCAGGACCGGGAGGUUUUCCAGAGAAACAUGAAGAGUCGCAUGGAGACGUUCAAGUCCACCAGACACAAGCGACACAAGAAGGAGCGCAGCCUCAAGAAGCGGCGAGGAUCUGACUCCAAAGACGACGGCGGCGACAAACCCAGACGCAACGUCAGCUGGCAUGACAAAGAUCCCGUGGUCGUUCCUGUGGAGGAGGAGGAGGACAGAGCAGGACACUCGGACCCGGAGAAGGACGAAGACGUUGGCAUCACGUUUGUCGCUCGUCAGGUCGAGACCUCAGUGUCUCCUCCCUCAGUCCCAGCAGAUGUGGACGGGGCUCAGAGUCCCACCGCCCCCCCCUCACCCAUCAGCGGAGGCAGCCAGUUACCGUGGAAGGGUGGUGUGGGCUCCACCCCCCCCUGUGUGUCUGUGGAGGCCACAAAGGUCAUCCCCGUCGACCUCCAGCAGGCCUGGAACCAGAGCAUCUCCUCCUUGGAGAGCAUCUCCUCGCCACCGGCCCCUGUCGAGCCCGUCCACCCCCGCGUGAUCGCCCUCUCCAGACUGGGAGGGCCCCGCCCGGCCUCCUACACCCCACCCAGCAGUCUCUGGAGCAGCACCUCCUCCAUCGGACCGCAGGUGUCACAGGGCUCCUUCCUCUUCUCAGAGAAGAAGAAAAAGAAGGAGGAGGAAGAGGAGGAGGAGGAGUCGGCGGCAGCGCAGGAGUUGCAGCCGCUCAUGUCAUCUCUGAGGCCCCCCGGGUCCCUGCCCCCACCACCACCUCCUCCAGGCUCCGCCCCUGGCGCAGGGGGGAGGAGGAACCCCUGUGUCUACCUGAGAAGCCUGGUGUCAGCGCCCCCCGCAGGCAGCAGCGAGCCACACAGCCGAGGCCCCACCCAGCUGUAA
This is a messenger RNA of Pleuronectes platessa (European plaice), 2937 nucleotides long. It is a transcript of the gene slc9a5, whose product is annotated as solute carrier family 9 member A5. Gene Ontology annotation, cellular component: membrane. Gene Ontology annotation, biological process: sodium ion transport; proton transmembrane transport; regulation of pH. Lineage: Eukaryota; Metazoa; Chordata; Actinopteri; Pleuronectiformes; Pleuronectidae. Gene Ontology annotation, molecular function: sodium:proton antiporter activity. The record is from RefSeq and is a predicted model, not a curated record.